Caenorhabditis angaria is the source of this 2422-nucleotide messenger RNA. NCBI's taxonomy places the organism in Eukaryota, Metazoa, Nematoda, Chromadorea, Rhabditida, Rhabditidae. The record is from the annotation of a GenBank genome assembly.
AUGAAUGAGAUUAAAGAAGAAAUAAAAGAGGAGCCAAUGGACGAAGAGACAACCGAAAAACCAUUCCAAGUCUUGGGAAACCGGCCAAUGGUGAAUCUAGAAGCUUUGAAAGUCACAAGUUCUUGGGUAUCAAAUGCAACAACUUUCUCCGCAAAAAUCGAUGAAACAACCUCGCAAAAACUUGAAGAAAUCGAACUUCCCGAGCACUUGGCAGCGCAUUCCCCAAUCCAGAAAUGGUUUCCAGUACAAUAUUCAGUUUUGCCGACGCUUUUCAAAGAACUUCAGGUUCCACCGGCAUUUCGACCACGAGACGUUGCGAUUGCUGCACCAACCGGUUCGGGAAAAACGAUUUGCUAUGUGCUGCCGGUUUUGGCGGCGAUUGGCACAACGAAAUCGAAUAUUUUGCAAGCUGUGAUAUUGGUGCCUGUUCAGACGUUGGUCAAGCAAAUCGUCGAUGAAUUUGAUCGCUGGAACAAGGAGGGAUAUGCCAAAGUGCAAGCUCUUUCAGGAGCAAAUGAUUUUGAGAAAGAAUCGAAGAGUUUGCAAACCGAACCGCCGAAUGUGAUUGUAGCGACGCCGGCGAGAUUUGUUCAGCAUUUGGUGGAGAAAAUUCCGGCGAAAAUUGAUUUAACGAAAUUGAGGUGCGGAUCGACUUGACAAAUUAAAUUUCAUUUUCAUUAUUUUUGUUCAAGCGAUUCGCUGGACAUCGACUAAAUGACAUUUUCAUGUUUUUUUAGGCAAAUGAGUUGAAAUAUUGGAUUUUAAUCGUUGUCAUAUGAUAGAAUGGUCUAAGACGAACAGAAUCAUAUAAAUUUUCAUGACUUUACGUUGUCCUUAAGUGAUUUAGCGAGGUUUAGGCGAUAUUUAGUCGAUAAGCCGCUAAAUCACUUAUGGAUGAGGUAAACUACGUUGUCCAUAAGUGAUUUAGCGACGUUUAGGCGAUAUUUAGUCGAUUAGCCGCUAAAUCACUUAUGGAUGAGGUAAACUACGUUAUCCAUAAGUGAUUUAGCGACGUUUAUGCGAUAUUUAGUCGAUAAGCCGCUAAAUCCCUUAUGGAUAAGGUAAACUACGUUAUCCAUAAGUGAUUUAGCGAGGUUUAGUCGAUAUUUAGUCGAUAAGCCGCUAAAUCCCUUAUGGAUAAGGUAAACUACGUUAUCCAUAAGUGAUUUAGCGAGGUUUAGUCGAUAUUUAGGCCCUAAACCUCGCUAAAUCACUUAUGGAUAAGGUAAACUCAUCAAAAUUUAUAUGAUUCUGUUCGUCUUAGACCAUUCUACCAUAUGAAUAACAUUAAAAUCCAGUAUUUUAACUCACUUGCUUAAAAAACAUGAAAAUGUCAUUUAGUCGAUGUCCAACGCAAUUUUGCUUGAACAAAAAUAAUGAAAAUGAAAUUCAGUUUGUUAUAUAAUACGUGACCUAUUUUUCCUUCACACGUGUCAUUCAAAUCUACAUAUUUUCCCCCUCAUUUCAGAUAUCUCAUCGUCGACGAAGCCGAUCGAAUGGGAAAAUUGAUGCGAGAAGAGUGGCUGGAAAUCGUCGAAUAUUUGUGCGGUGGAAUGAGCCGCGUGCAGAAUCUCAAUGAUAUUUUGCGUCAACGUCGGGCGCCGCAGAAAAUUGUGCUUUCGGCGACACUCUCGAAAGAUGUUGAAGAGUUGCAUUUGUGGAAUUUGUUCAAGCCACGGUUGUUUUCAGCGACGGCGACGAGAAGUAAAGAGGUGCGUGUUUUCUGGGCGGAAAUUUGUGCAUUUUUGACCAAUUUCUGAUAAAUUUACUGUUUUGGCCGAAUUAUGAUCAAAAUUUGGUCAAAAAUUGGUCAAAAUUGACCAAUUUUUGAUCAAUUUUUGACCAAAACACGAAUUGGUGCAUUUUUGGUCAAAAAAUUGGCCAAAAUUGACCAAAAAUCACAGAUUGACCAAUAUUUGGUCAAUUAUCGACCAAAAAACGAAUUGGUACAUUUUUAGUCAAAAAAUUGCUCAAAAAAUUUGUCGAAAAUUGACCAAAAAUCACCGAUUGACCAAUAUUUGAUCAAUUUUUGACCAAAACACGAAUUGGUGCAUUUUUGGUCAAAAAAUUGGUCAAAAAUUGGCCAAAAAUCACCGAUUGACCAAUAUUUGGUCAAUUUUUGACCAAAAAAACGAAUUGGUGCAUUUUUGGUCAAAAAAUGGUCAGAAAAUAAAGCUCAAGAAUAUCAAAAAAGCUUCAAAACCUCUAGAAACCCCCUUUUAUCCCUUAGAACCUCAUUCUUUUUUCCCAGAUCUCCGCGCCCACCAAAGAAAUCAACCACGUAUCCGGAAACCUGGCUCUACCAUCAUCGAUUUCGCAUAGAUUAUUGAUUUGCGAUGCAAAAUACCACCCCUUGGCUGUUUAUCAACACAUUUGCCGAAAUGAAUUCAAUAGGACGAUUAUUUUUGUGAAUGAAGUGUGA